AUGCUUCCCAGCAACAAGCAAUCUUCUUCAAACCAAGAGGUUUCUAUGAGCAAACUCCAUGCUCAGUCCAACAAGUACAGAGAAAUCAAUGAUGAACUCUCUUCAAUUCUUCAAAAUUUUGAAGAUCUUCGUCCACCAAACAUUGUUGUUGUUGGUGAGCAAAGUGCUGGUAAAAGUUCUGUUCUCGAAUACUUGAGUGGUGUUAAAUUCGUAACAGGUCAAGACAUGGUCACUCGUUGUCCACUCCAAUUAAGAAUGAAUCAUUCAUACGGUGAAGAAGCUAAAGCUAUUGUUAAGAGUGCUAAAAUUGAAAGCCCAAUUGAAAUUCCCAAUCCAGAGUCUGAAGAUGGAGCCAAACUUUUGGAUGAUACUAUCAGAAAUAUUACUCAACUUCACAUUGGAAAUGAAACAGUUGCCAAUGAGCUGAUUGAAGUUCAAGUCAUCUCUCCACACGUUCCAGAUUUAACUCUUGUCGAUUUACCAGGUUUGAUAACUAAAAGCUCUAAAGAUAAUCCGUAUCUUGCUGAGAACAUUAGGGAACUUGUUAGAAAGAAUAUGACUGAGAAGGAUUGUAUUCUUAUCGUUGGAGAUGGUGGAAGAGACUUACAAACUAUUGUCGGGUUCACAGAAGCUGAAGAAGUUGACAAGGAUCAAAAAAGAACGCUCUGUGUUCUUACCAAAGUUGACAAAUGCAUCAAUGAUAAGGAAAUCAGACAAAAAUUAAUCAAGUCUCUCAAGAAUGAGGGAUCUAUUUCCCUAUUGCAUGGUUUUGUCGCCUUGAAGAAUCGCACUAGUGACGAGAAGCACCUUUCCAUUGAAGAAUGUGAAAAAAUUGAAAGCUCAUUGUUAGAUUCUUUGGAUGCACCUGAUGGAAGUAAGGGAAGAGCUGCACUUAUUGAAAAGUUGACUCAAAUUCAGAAUGAGCACUUACAAGAAAGUAUUCCAAAGCAAAAAGAGUUGCUUCAACAAGAACUUAUCAAAAUUGAGUCCCAACUUGAAAACACCUCCAAUAAUAUUCAACAAUUUUAUGCUUAUGGAGAUGAGGCGUUGAUAAGAAGCUAUGAAACUAGUAUUUCUAGUUUAGUUUCUGCAUUCAAAGACAUUUCAGUUAAUACAGAAAUACUUGACAUGUCCUCUUCUGAAGAUUUGAAGAAGUCAGUAACUUCAAAUCCAUUAAGCUUGUCUGUUUUCUCCUCUGUUACCGAAGCAUUAUCCGAAGAGAUAUUAACCAUAUUGACCUCUUCUAAAACUCAAAUCAAUAAUUAUUUUGAAGCCAUUACUAAGUUCAUUGACAAAACAAGUGGUUUCCCUGGUCUCCCUGAUCUCUACCAACCAACAAUACUGUUAAAACUUGCAAAUUUAGAAAUGGCAAAUGUACGUAAGGUUGUUGAUAAAUAUGUUUUGGAAGCAUGGGAAAGAGUGAAACGUAUGUUGUUAAAACAUCUUGUUCCAAAGCAGAUAGGAUCUUCCAAGCUUGAAAAAAUGUUGAAAACUGAAUUGAAGCAACAUUAUGAUUCUGUAUUCAAGACAACCAAGAAGAUCAUUGAUAAGGUAUUUAGAAGAGAGAUUCAAAGAACAUUCACCAUGGAUAAAUCGUAUGCAGUUAGAUCUCAGCUCAUCAGACAAUUAUGCAAAUUGAAAGGUAAGCAACAAGAAAGCUAUGAAGCGGAAACCUUGAAAGAACAACUGUCACAGUUUGGCUAUUCAGAUGAUAUUACCUUUGUGUCUUAUCUCCAAGAUUUACCUGCUAAGAGUUCCAAACAGAGUGCUGCUAUUGAGGUAUUGAUCAAAUUCAAGUCUUAUUUGAAUAUUGCUGCUACAAGAAUCGCUGAUCAGGUUUCUCAAAUAUUGUAUGAUGAAUUAAUCAUAAGCCCUUGUGAAGAAAUGCCUCAAUGUCUUUCAGUUAAGAGAGUGAACAAUAAGAGGGUUUCCAAUUUUCCAAUUGAACCAAUAGAACUUCCAGGUGUUCCAAUCCAGCGUAUUAUUGAUGUUAUGAAACCAAGCAAAUCAGAAUUGGAUUCUUAUCGCAAGCUCUUAGAAAAACAUCAAGCAGUCAAGAAGGCCAUCGAAGUAAUCGAUAGAUUGGACUGGGAAUAUUAAAUAUUUCUCCUCAUUAUAUAUCAAAUACAUUAAAUAAUCAAUUUAUAU
Molecule: messenger RNA, 2148 nt
Organism: Naegleria gruberi
Lineage: Eukaryota; Heterolobosea; Eutetramitea; Acrasida; Naegleriidae
Product: Mx protein
Exons: 1
Coding region: 1-2100 (699 amino acids)
Cellular component (GO): cytoplasm; microtubule; membrane
Molecular function (GO): microtubule binding; GTP binding; GTPase activity
Source: RefSeq, a predicted model, not a curated record